Messenger RNA from Ogataea parapolymorpha DL-1, 2313 nucleotides. Its product is annotated as Vacuolar import and degradation protein 27. Lineage: Eukaryota; Fungi; Ascomycota; Pichiomycetes; Pichiales; Pichiaceae. The transcript has a single exon. The record is from RefSeq and is a predicted model, not a curated record. Gene Ontology annotation, cellular component: cytoplasm; nucleus. Bases 1 to 2313 code for a protein of 770 amino acids.
AUGAAUAUCAUUAAAAGGCUGCUGUCCAAUGCGAAUCAGGCCUCAGCAGACGAGCUGAUUCUGAUUCCUUCUGGUCAGCUAUAUUUGAUUCGGUCUCCGAAAUCCCCCAAGUCCGAAAACGAGUGCCUUUUCAGUGACGUUGUUGUUUCAAUUAGGGAGACCUCCUUGCCCUUCAACUAUCAGUUAAGCAUCAAUAAGACUGGAGAGGAGGGCCAGGGGCUUUUGGAUGACGAUGAAUUGGAUGCGUCAGACAAUGAGGAAGAGUUUGAUACAGACACCAGUUCACUGAAGUCGUUCCUUAUUGAUGAAAAACUCAAAAUCUGUUUGUUCCAGAAACACGGCACCUACGUCAUUGCGUGGAAGGACCUAGAUGGAGACAUUGGCGACAUGUUUGAGUUUCGUGUUGAUCCGUCCGUUUCUGUGGAAAGCAUCAACCAGUUCAUGUUGGCAGUGUACAAAUGCGAGUACGAGAGAAAGUAUAAAAAGUCGAGCCUAAAUCUCAAAUUGGAGGAUCUGCAGGAAUUUGUUUUCGAUAGAGAAUCUUUGUUUGACGACGAUCCCGACUUAUUGUCUACUCUACGCACAUCUGCUAAUAUUCACUCUAGCAAAGCAGUGGAUGACUCUGACUCUGAUGACAACUUUGAAGACGCUCUCGAGGUUACUGACCCAAAGCUCUUGUUUUACACCAACGCAGACCUUUUACUGUACGAUGAGGUCACGAAUGAUUACCAGCUGAAGGUAUCCUCUGCAUUGGCUAGAAUAUUGCAAAAGGAUGCCUGGAGCUACGAUUUAGAAGUGAUCUCCCCAGAAACUAAGAAGACCCUGGUGAAUGUGAGCAUCACCAAUUCAAUCGACGCUGCUUUUGACUUUGACUCGCUCUCGCUCACAUUCAACGUGGACUCAGACUCAUUAGUGCUCACGUGGGCGCUUCAAUUCCCCAGCAGAAAAAGCUACGAGGAUUUCCAGCAAGGGUUCAUGAAGUGUUUGUACGAAACCAACAACAAGACCAGCUGGGUGACCUUGAAAGAUGACGAGCAGCAAUUCAUGAUUGACGCCAUCAACAACCUCAAAAUAGAUGAGAUGGACGUUGACGAAGACGAAUCGGAAGAUGAAAGUGACGACGAAAAGCCGUCCAACAUCGGAAACAACAAGCUAUUCGUGUCCGAUAGCGACAGUGACGAAGAUGACGAGAACGGAUUAAUGAAGCGUUUCCGCGCGAGCGGAGUCAAUAGCGGCAUGAAGCUGGCGUACAAAGAUGAGUUGGCGUUUGUUUCGCGUGGAGACAAAUUGGGAGUUUUCCGAAUGGACCAAGACUCCAAGCCUCAGUUCUCCACAGCGAUCGAAAACAUAUCCAGUGCUACGAAGAAGGGCAAAUCAAUUAGUCCAGGAAACAUGAUGCUGCAAAAAGGUGAUACUAUCAUGAUAUUACAGGAUAAAAAUGACAAGGACAAGUUGUACAAGAUGGAUUUAGAAUAUGGUAAGGUGGUAGAAGACUGGGAGUUGAAGAAGAAUAAUUCUGAGCUUCCGGUGGUCAACUUCGCCCCAAAUGAAAAGUUUGGAGAGCUUACUGAAGACCAGACGUUUUUGGGACUGUCGCAUCAGUCGCUGUUCAGAGUCGAUCCUCGUUUGCGCGAAAAAGUGGUCGACAGCGAAUUCAAACAGUACAAGACCAAGACCAACUUCACACAAAUUGCAACGACUGAGGAUGGAUACAUUGCUGCAUCCACCAAGAACGGGGAAAUAAAGCUGUACGACAAGCUGGGAAAAAACGCAAAGACCCUUAUUCCAGCCCUCGGCGACGAGUUUGUUGGCCUGACGACAUCCGACGACGGAAGGUUUGUCUUGGCAACAUGCGACAAGUAUCUUCUGUUGCUAGACGUGAAAAUCAAACAGGGCAGAAACAAGAACAGCCUCGGGUUUGAGAAGUCGUUCGAUAAGGACUCCAAACCCGUCCCCAAGAAAUUGUCUCUUAGACCCGAACAUCUUGCAUAUAUCCGCAAUGCUACUGGUAGCGAACCUCAUUUCACCAAGGCCAACUUCAGCAUUAAUAGAAACACCAAGAAAAAAGAGCCAACUGCGAUCGUCACAUCUGUGGGUCCGUUUGCCAUUAUUUGGAAUUUUAAGAAAGCAUUGCAAAACGAUAGCGCUUCUUACAGCAUUAUGAGAUACGACUCCAAUAUCACUUCUGGAGACUUCAAGUUCAACGACUCUAAGAAAGUGGUGUUUGCUCUUCCUAAUGAUGUCUCGAUGGCCAGCAACAGGGCUUUUAAAAAGGCCUCUGAACAAUUCAGCGUGGUAGAGUCACGGUAUUAG